AUGUAUUUUACAAAAACUAGCUGUAUUUCUGGGCUCUUGAUCUUGUUCUUAGCUCUUGCAUGUGAAGCUAGGGUUCCAAGAAAUGCUAAUGCAGGGUUUAUAACAGUUAAAGAUGCUCAUUUUGAACUUAAUGGAUCACCUUUUCUAUUCAAUGGUUUCAACUCUUAUUGGUUGAUGCAUGUUGCUGCUGAACCUAGUGAGAGGUACAAAGUCUCUGAGGUUCUUAAAGAUGCAGCCUCUGCUGGUCUUUCUGUUUGUCGCACGUGGGCUUUCAGUGAUGGAGGUGACAGAGCAUUACAAGUAUCAUCUGGUGUUUAUGAUGAACGUGUUUUUCAGGGUUUGGAUUUUGUGAUAUCGGAAGCUAAAAAAUAUGGUGUUCGCUUAAUCUUGAGCUUUGUAAACAACUGGAACGACUUUGGAGGGAAAGCUCAAUAUGUUCAGUGGGCGCGAAAUAUAGGGGCUCAGAUCAAUAGUGACGAUGAUUUCUAUACUCAUCCUACACUCAAAGAUUAUUAUAAGAACCACAUUAAGAAAGUUGUUACAAGGUUCAAUACCAUUACUAGAGUUUCUUACAGAGAUGAUCCAACAAUCAUGGCAUGGGAACUCAUUAAUGAGCCACGUGACCAAGCUGACUAUUCUGGAAAAACUGUUAAUGUUUGGGUUCAAGAAAUGGCAAGUUUUGUAAAGUCACUAGACAACAAACACUUGUUGGAGGUAGGAAUGGAGGGAUUUUAUGGCGAUUCGAUUCCUGAAAGGAAGCAAGUUAAUCCUGGUUAUCAAGUUGGAACAGAUUUCAUCAGUAAUCAUCUUAUCAAUGAGAUUGAUUUUGCCACUAUCCACGCUUACACUGACCAGUG
Nicotiana attenuata is the source of this 857-nucleotide messenger RNA. Its product is annotated as mannan endo-1,4-beta-mannosidase 1-like. NCBI's taxonomy places the organism in Eukaryota, Viridiplantae, Streptophyta, Magnoliopsida, Solanales, Solanaceae. The annotation marks the transcript as partial. The record is from RefSeq and is a predicted model, not a curated record. The transcript has 4 exons. Gene Ontology annotation, molecular function: hydrolase activity, hydrolyzing O-glycosyl compounds.